Messenger RNA from Perkinsus marinus ATCC 50983, 6414 nucleotides. RefSeq lists its product as hypothetical. The coding region runs from base 1 to 6414 and encodes 2137 amino acids. Gene Ontology annotation, biological process: cilium assembly. The record is from RefSeq and is a predicted model, not a curated record. Gene Ontology annotation, cellular component: centriolar satellite. The transcript is spliced from 39 exons. NCBI's taxonomy places the organism in Eukaryota, Perkinsozoa, Perkinsida, Perkinsidae.
AUGAGAGCUCCUAAGGCGUGGUGGAUGGUCGCUGCUUUGUGCGGUUGCGACGGAGAGAGCGCGGAGACGGUAAUUUCAAAGAUGUCCCUCCUUGGGGAGCAAGUGACAAUGUUCGAUCCGGAGGUGGUCUCGGCUCUCAUGGGGUCAUCAUUCAUCGAGGCUAUUGAGGAGGAGGAUCGAGAUGCUGAGGCAGUACAGAAGCAUCUCACUGAGGAGCGAGCUGCUGAUUCGCACUUCCUCAAGUGGUUUGAUGACUCUCAUUACGAAGAGCAUAAUCACGGACCGUUGAAGCCUUACCACCCCGAGGUUAAAAUACGCCGAGCAUUCGAUCGGCUGAAGGAGUUCCUAGACAUGGCAGGACAGGACAUAUUUGGGAAUCUCCGUCAACAGAAUGCGAUACUGGGAGAACAGUUCGCAUCGUUGUUGGAGAGGACGGUCGGAGAUAGCAUGAUAGAAGACCUGAAGGCUCUGAUGGAGGUCUUCACUGCGGAGUUGGAGCUUCUAGAUAAGACUGCAAAAAACUACAAGACGGAGGCUCUGGCUCAAAGUGAUAGGGGAGAGAAGCUCAAGGUGGAGAGUGUGAACAUCGUUAAGGACGUAUCAGACAAGUGGGACAAGCUGAGUGAUGCCACAACGGAAGGGGAGGCCAGAGAUAUCCUUCGAGAGAACAGCGAGAAGGUUAAGACACACCUGGCGAACAUCAAGGCAAGUCCGUUGAUGUCAGAUGUCAAAGCUGAUUCUAAGAAGGAGUUCUUCACUGAGAUGGCAGGGGAGUUGAUCGGACAGAUGCGGUCUUAUGUCCCUACUAGUGAUAAACGGGUCGAGGAUCCGGACCAUCUGGCUGACAUUCAGUGGUCCGUUGGCACUCACGGCUUCGCCACUAGGGCUAACGACUUGCACGCCUUCAUGGACCUGUUGGCCAAGUUGCACGUGUUGUUGAAGGAAACAGCGGCGAAGAUGCGCUUGGACACCUACGUGGGGAAAGGGGUCUACACCAUGCCCUGGGCCAAGGGGAAAAGGGACGACCAGCAGGAAGAGGGCCGCAUCAGAGCUCUCUUGGGGAAGUACCCUUCAGUGCUGGGAACCAAUGAUCAGGAUGAGUACUAUGCGGAGAAGAAGAAGCGGUUGGAGCCGCUGCAGAUGUUCUCGAGAAAGUAUGGCACUCAGGGGAAGCUGAUAGGAGGUGGAGGAGGAAAGCAGGAUAGUGAUGUGGGAGGUGGCAGCUCCGCGAAGCAUGAGGAGGAAGGGGAGGAAAUAUCAUUGAUUGAGAUGAAGAAAGGUCUCGAUUUGGAGAAGCUCGUCCAGGAGGUCUCGAAGGACAUGGUCAACUCGGAGGCUGCAGUGGCGGAAGCCGACGCGGAAUUGUCGAAGAAGGGUGGCACGAAGGUCUCUGUUGACGAGGAGGAGGAGGAGCGUAGCCGUGCUGAGCAGAAGGGCCAUGGAGAGCAUGAGAUUGGGGAACACCAUGGAGGAGGAGAAGAGGAGGAGGAAGAGCAGCACGACACCAUGGAUGAUCACGAGGAGGGUGGUGCAGAUGGGAGGGACAGGGACGAGGAUCACCACCACCACAGUAGUGUCGCACCCGGCUCUGAUGCUGCCCACAAGGCUGGAGAUGGUGAUGGUGACCGUCAUGUACACAAGGAUAUUGAAGAUCAGCAAGGCAGCGGUGAGUACGACUAUUUGGAUGGCGUUAAGGAGCUUUUUGAUGAAGACCAAGAGGGCAAGAAGGACGGCUCUUCGAGCUUUGUGGAGAGGCGGGUUGAGGUGUCUGUUCAUGGCGCACAGACGACAAAGACACCGACACGGCCUACCAAGGCCUCUGGUAGCCUCCUACAGGCAGGCCCGGGUGGAGAUGAUGAUGAGGAGAUGGAGGAGGACGGCGGUGAGGAGGAUAUGGAGUUCGCGGGAGAUGACGAGGAGGAGGAGCAUGGCGCCGAUGAUGGUGAUGAUGAAGAGGAGGGAGACCAUGGUCAUGCUGGUGAUGAUGGAGAGGGUACGAUGGACCAGCAGCAGGGGGAGAGCGUGGACGGUCAGGAAGAAGAGAGUAACCAUGCUCAUUAUGAUGUUGAAGGGCUAGACCAGGGAAUAGGGGAAGGGGAAGCUGGCGAUGGCAAGGCGGAGCUCCUAGACGUUCGGCUGACGAUGGAAGGGUCCGUGCCAAUGACAGUAGAAGCUCUUAAGAAGAGUGAAGAGCACCCCAAGGGGAAUAUGAAGGAACAGCAGGACGUCUUGCUGGUGAAAUACCAAGUGCUAGUAUCGAGGAUCGAUGGGGCGAUCAAUGCAUUGAGGGCAACUGGCAUGAUCAGGGAUUCACUGCUUGCCUUUGCUGAUAGGAUUGAGGAGUCUAGUAGUAAUCUGAUUGAGAAAAUGUGGCUGACAAAUAAGAAGGAGGUGCGCCGUAUCAUAGGCGACAAGGGAGUGUUGAAACUGGACGAGAUCAAUCCCUCUGAGUCUCGGAAGCACGUGGUGAAUGCUCAUGAGAAGCUGGUGAGGAUGUACGUAUUGAUUGAGAAGGCUCGGGCCGCCUGGACCCUUGUUGGGCCUAAGUACAGCGAGUGGGGCUCUGAGGAUCGUGGAGCGGACGAAUCAGCAUUGGGAGAGCCAGAGGCGGCAUCAGCUGUGGGAGUACCUGGGAUCGACGAAUAUCGUACGAGUAAACCCUACUCGUCACCUGAGAGGUCUUCCAAGACGGCUGGGAAUGCGUGGUACGUGAUGAGGGGUCGGUACUUUGGGGAGAAACUGUGCCAGUGUCUGUUGGACACAGAGCAUGAUGCUCUGAUACACAACAUACGCAAGGCCAUGGAGGUUCCGGAGGAUGCCUGUGAUCCGGCUACUAUCUGGAGUGAAGGGCAGGUGAUACCAGAGAUCAACAUCGAAGAGGAAGAUCCGAAUGAUCACGAGCUGCAAGGCAAGGUUACGCCAGAGUCGGAGGAGACAGAUGUCUAUCCAUCUACAGCCUCCUCUGCUGCUAGUAGCGAUGGAGGGCAGGUCACGGAGGGAAGUGGUGAGCAGGAGCAACUUGAUGCAGAUGAGAGAGACUCUACGAUGACCAUGUCAUUGGGGCCUCCAACCAGUAGCGACUAUCCCAGCGCCAACACCAGCUCGCUGGAAGAAUCAUCCGUGGAUGUUUCGAGUGUGAAUAUUGACGCGGUCUUGGCAUCAUCGAACCAGGCAGUGAUAGCUGCCAGGCCUUCCUCUACAUUUCGUGGCUACUCUGAAGAGGUGGUCAGGGCUGAGCUCAGCUUGCGGGACGCGGCCAUACAGGACUUGCAACGUGGUCUCGCCCUCAAGGCUACGGAGGUUUUAGCGGUCAAACAGCGGCUUGUGGAACUCCACUCUAGGGAGAUCGAGGGGCUCAGGGCUCAGCUGGACAUGGCUGAAUCAGCUCGAUUGCAAGCCUCGCGGAGAGCUGAGGAGUUGGAGGCAACUUGUGAUGAGUUGAAGGUUGCACACGCUCGCUCUACUGCGGCUCUCCAGCGUGAGCUCGUUGAGGCUCAAGGCAUGCUGCAGUUGCAAAGAUUUGAAACGGAACGCGCGACCAAUCUUGCCGAGGACCGAGCAGCUGUUGUGGAGGAGAUGCAACAAGAGUGUAAAGUUCUGAGGAGCAAAGUUGAAUUGUUGCGGACGGAACUGGACGAGGAGCGAGCGUCCAAAGUAAGGGAGCUGAGCUCAGUGCGAGGCGAGAUCGCGGUGUUGCGGGAAAGGCUGAGCUCGUAUGAAAAAAUGGAGGAAGAUAUGACUAUGGCAGUUCAAGCAGCUAUCUCUCUGGAAUCGACAUGCACACCGGGUGGUGACACGGGUGGAAACGACGCAGUGAUUUCGGAGGUGUUGGGGUCGAUCCCAGUGACUUCUCGCAGGAGGGUCAAGGAGAACCUCCUCCUCACAAGGCGCUUGCAGGACCUCACGGCUCAGCUAACCAGUUACAAGCAAAAAUACGAAACGGCGACAAGGGAGGCUGAUGCUCUUCGAGAAGAACUGGAAGUGUCCACGAAAAGGCUAGGGGAAGCUUCUAGACCGCAACAAUACAUCGCCGAAAGUCUUAAAAAUCGCGAUCUCGAGAUUGCGAAGUAUCGGGCACGGCUAGGGGAGGCGGAGGAGGAGAUAUCGAAGUUACACAAGGAGCUCGAGGGCUCACGAGAGAAGAUUGCCGAGGUGGAAGGGGAUAUACGUCGGUUGCUGUCUCUGAGGAGCAAAGGAAGCCACAAGCACUCGAUGAAAACCGCGUUGCCUGGGGGAGCUCGUUCGCUCGCCUCAACUAUUGCCACAAUGCGAUCCACUUUGCCUAUGAAUGUUCAAAACAAUUUUCCAGUGAUACUGGAACCGUCGGGCAUGCAACGUCUCCGAACAGAUGACUUGGUGUACGGCCUCAACAGGCUAGGUUCUGCUGCUGGGGGAUGUCGAGGAAAGGAGGGAUUUUGGGAGGCGGCCACGAUCGAGCUCCGAGGACGACUAAAUGAGAUGACCCCAACACAUCUGGGCCUCGCAGCUAGCCUUCUCUCGAGUUUGCCUUCUAUCGAUCAUUCUAUUAGGAAAGAGGUUCUAUCGGCCGUAGCGAUGAGAAUGAUGACAGGGAGCACUGCGAAGGGCAGUCAAGCAGUAGAACUCAAAGAUUUGUCAAGGUGUCUCCACGCGGUUGCCAAGAAUGGCGAUAGCAACGGGAUAGGGAAAUUGGUUGGCGUCAAUCUGGAAUCGGUCUCAUAUGGGAACGCUCAGGACUGUGCUAUGGCUGCAGGGGCUCUAGCCAAGGCUGGAAGCAGCGUGGAAACUCGCCGACUUAUGGCCAAACUUGCCCGGAGGAGCGUUGAAGUCUCGGAAGACUUCACACCUCAGGGAAUUGCUAUGCUUUGUAAUGCGUAUGCCAAGGCCGGCGUUAGGGAAGGGGAAUCCCUUAUACGUUUCUUGGUACCGAAUAUUGUCCUCAAGGCUGCUGAGUUCACUGGAGUCGACUGUGCAAUCGUUUUGAAUGCCUUCGCGCGGCUGAAAAUCAAGGACGGGCCCGCCCUGCAGCGCCUCAGGGAGAGAGUGACGGAGCUCUUGAGAGAGAACCAUGGCGGUGGUAGUAGUCUAAGUCGAGUUGCGACACAGUCACUCAACGCCAUGGCGAAAUUGAAUUAUAUCGAUGCCGAUUUUGUACGAGCUAUACUCGUUUGGUGCGAGAGGGAGUCCACUGAUAUUGCCAGAUGGAGCCCGCAAGACAUGUCCCUUUUUUGUCAUGGUAUCGUCCGGGUCGGUGGUCGCCCCUCGAAGGAGCUCAUAUCCCGCUUAGCAGAGACGGCUUCCUCUCGAAUAAGCGAGUUUGACGGUCAGGCUAUCUGUCUGGUCUGGGGGGCACUGGCUGAUCUCGAGGUGCCUCUCUCACUCGUGCGUAACGUGUUUGAAGUUGGCUCCAGGCGUUUAGCUGAAUGUCGAAGUAAGUCAGCUAAGGACGCUGUUUAUAGUCUGCAUGCUAUGGCCAAGGUUGGUUACUAUGACUGGGCCUUCCUUGAAACAGUGGUGGUUGGGUCCUUAUCUGGUAGAAUGGGAGCUCUCGUGAAGCAUAGCCAGCUCAUUGCAAUGCUGUCGCCCGACAUCGCCACGUAUUUGACUGGGGGUCAGCCCACUGAGAGGCAGAGGGUCGUGGCGGAGGAAUUCCUGAUGAAGUUGGUGGAGUUGUUACAGAGCGAGCCGGGCCUUAUGGAAAAAGAUCUCACGAGUGGUCAGUUGGCGAUGUUCCUUCUUGGUUUGGCUAGAUGCAACCAUAGCAAGGCAGUGGAAUUUGCCAGCGGAGUGGUACCGUUAAUAGCGUCAAAAAUGGCCCCUGUCAGCGGUGACACAAGGCCGUUGGCUGUUGUACUCACCGCGCUAGCAUUGCUUGACUUCACUCCCCAGAAGGCGCUACUAGACCUCUUGGGCAAGGCCUAUUGGGAAAGGGUGGAUUGGUUGGGAGAUUCAGUGCAGCAAAUAGACCCGUGUCUCAAUGCCCUUGUACGGCUAGACUUGGUUCACCGAGCUAUGCCGCUUUGGAGAGGAUUGCUGAAGUCGCGUAUUAAUUCCGCGAAGGGUCAUAGCUCUAUUGCAGCGGGUGGUGAGAAACUUGCCAUCGCGGCUCAUGCCGUCUCAAUGGCGACCGGCGUGCUCCCGAGAGUAUUCAUGGGGGCAUUGGUGCAUCUCGAUGAGGUCGGCUGUAGGCAAGUACUCGGGGCCCUCCUCGGUUCUGGGGUUAGGAACCUCGACGCGCUGCCCUUGGCAACGCUACGAGACCUGAUCAAAGCGGAGGCUGGUACGCCUCGAUCGGGUAAUGGUAGGAUCCACUCUGAAGUUGGGACGGUAUUGGAGCUGCAGAUGGGCCUGCCAGUCGUGAGCGAGACUGUGGUGGCCGACCUUUUCCUCGUAGACUUGCUAAUUGACGUUUCUGAUUAUGUUGAUGUUUCAUGA